Molecule: messenger RNA, 2928 nt
Organism: Vespa mandarinia (Asian giant hornet)
Lineage: Eukaryota; Metazoa; Arthropoda; Insecta; Hymenoptera; Vespidae
Product: calcium and integrin-binding family member 2
Biological process (GO): calcium ion homeostasis
Molecular function (GO): magnesium ion binding; calcium ion binding
Source: RefSeq, a predicted model, not a curated record
UGUUGAAAAGUAAUAUAGAGUUUUUAUCGUUAAAGCGAGUCCUCGUUAUAAGUGUACGAUCCCGUAUGAGUAUAGCAUCGUAAUGCGUUAUCUUAAAUAUACCUUAAAAUAUGAUCCUCUAUAACAAAUCGACCCCGGUGAAGAUGGGAGUGGCAAGACACACCCUAGUCAGGCUAUAUAAUAUCCUAUCGAACAUCCCAGAACGUAAAAGUCCGGUAACAACCCUUCAGUCACGAUAAAAUACAUCUCAGAGGUAACUCCGUUUGAUUUUUCUAAACGAAGUACUUCACUCGUUCUUUUUUUGUUGUUAUUUUUCUUCGAAAUCAUUAACAAGAGAAAAAAGGAAAAGGAAAGAAUUCAAGAAGCGAACGAUGGGAAAUAAAGUAGCUACAUUCUCCGAGGAACAAUUGGAAGAUUAUCAAGAUUGUACAUUUUUCACGCGUAAAGAAAUUUUAAGGAUAUUCAAACGUUUUCGAGAAAUGGGUGAUCCAGGAAUGGUUCCACGUACGAUGACGUCACAGGAAGCAUCAACUCUGCGCUUACCGCUGUCAUGUCUGGCACGUAUUCCAGAACUCAAGGAAAAUCCAUUUAGAGAACGAAUUUCAGAAGUGUUCACAAAAAGCAACAUAAGACAACAAUCAGAAAAUACCGAAGGUAUUUGUUUCGAAGAUUUCCUCGAGAUGAUGUCUGUCUUCUCAGAGCAGGCACCGCGGGAUCUGAAGGUCUUUUACGCCUUUAAGAUUUACGACUUCGACGAGGAUGGAGUUUUAAGUGUCGGUGAUUUGGAACGCACCUGUCGGCAGCUGAUCCAAGAUGGUCUAACUAGCGAGGAAGUAUACACCGUGUGUCAAAAAGUUUUAGAGGAAAGUGACAUUGACGGUGAUGGAGCUCUCUCAUAUCUCGAUUUUGAACACGUUGUGACUAGAGCACCAGAUUUCAUCUCGACAUUUCAUAUAAGGAUAUAAAUCUCAUCUCGUUUGAUCAAGAGAAAAAAAAAACGAAAUAAAAGUAUCACAAAGUUAAAGAACUUACUCAAUAGCAACUAAAUACACGGAUUAAAUUGCGUUUAACGAGCAGCAGGAAUAAAGACGCGUUCGUUUACAAUUAAUGGCGGCGAAAAAGCGUCAUGGAAAAACAUCGGCCAGUGAACGUUAUUUCGCAAAACUCAUGGGAUAAUUAUUACCUUGGUAAGAGUCCGUACCGAAGAGUUACUACUAUAUACCCUGUUACACGUUACAGGCAUACUUUCUUGCACGGGUUCUGCGAGUCGCCCCUGUUGAGCAACAACGAGCAAUGCCGGGGAUAAGUAAGCAGGCCAUUCAUUCUUCCUUUAUACGAGAGUAUCGGAGACCGUAGGAAAUCUUACAUAGGAUUUUAUGAUUUUAAGAAAGUCAUAAGAUACCAGGAGGUCCUUGAGAUUGACAAUAUUUUUAUUUAAUAAUCAAAUACAAAAAAUAUCAAUGAUGACUAUCACAUUAAAACAUAUAAAGAACACCUCUUAAAGAGUUAAUCAAUUAUAUUUCAUAGAUUAUAAUAAAAAAAAUAGAUACAACAAAGCUAGAUAUUUCGUAGCUUAAAUCUUAAAAGGUUUAAAAAAAGUAAGAUAUUAGUCAAGAAUUAGAUAGAAGGAGAAAUUUUGAUCAAGCUGGUUUCGCAGUUUCUUUCCCUCUCUCUUUUUCUCUCUCUCUCUCUCUCUCUUUCUUUCCCUCUCUCUCUCUCAACGACUUCAGAGAUAGUCAGACUCUUGCGAGCAUCGAGGAGCCAUCGUGUACGAGCCGUCGUCCCUUUCGAUCGUUCUCUCUCCUUCUCCCUAUUACUCCUUGUCUGUCUCUUUCUCUCUCUCUCUCUCUCUCUCUCUCUCUCUCUCUCUCUCUCUCUCUCUCUCUCUCUCUCUCUCUCUCUCUCUCUCUCUCUUUCUCUUUCUCUCUCCUUCUCCUUCUCCUACUGCUGCUGCUGCUGUGGCGGGGUUUGGUCGUCUCAAAAAGCGGUCGAAAUCGGAGAUACCACCCUGUGGCACGGCGGGUUAUAGUCGGCCGCACGGUAACUAACCGAGUCUCGAGACCAAGGCCAUCCGGUCACUUCUCGUCCUCUCCACCAGUCUUGGUGUCCGACCCCUUUCCCCGUAGAAGCUUGCUCCGUGAGGAGGAGCAGGAGCCAUUGCUUCAACAUUUCAACAUUUUCUCUCUCUUUCUCUUUCUUAGAAUAUACGUAUAUAUAUGCGUAUGAUGUGUAUAUAUAUAUAUAUGUAUGGGAUAUAUAUAUUUCUUUUAAAAUAAUCUUUUAGUUUUACUUGCUCAUUUCAUUGUUAUAUUUUACUUUAAUCUUAUUCCAUACGAUGAUAAUAGUCAAGAAGGUUAAAUAAACUCAAUCAGUCUUUUUUCUCUCUUUUUCUUUCUUUCUUUCUCUUUCUUCCUCUUUCUAUCUGUUGGUUGUCGAGCCAACCGGCUUCCAUGGCAUGCUUCUAUGCAUUCUUCGGCCUCCUCGACGUGGCUCGUCUCGACAAGUCCAGAGCCCUCGGGGGCGGGCAAAGAGAGAGAGGAGGGGCAAGGGGGAAGGUGGAGGGAACAGACGAGAUGAGAAGUCAGAGAGAAGAGGAAUGAGAAGGCAAAGAUCGCGGGUGGACGACGAGCAGAAAAAGGGAGAGGUGCUGGACUCUCCAGCCGAUGGAGGGAGCUUGAGAAGUGGCGGAGGGCAGAGAUUUGAACCUGACUUUUACGUCGGUCCCGCCAACUACGGACCCAGCUAAGGCCCUGGCGUGGGCGAUCUCUUCUCCUUCAGAGAGUAAAAGAGAGAAAGACAGAGAGAAAUCUCUCGAACCUUCGCAAGGGCCUUAACCUAUACCUCUGUCAUUGACACCUUUAGGGAUUGUGAUAUUUCGUUAUACUAUUUUUUUUCGAUCGAAAAGAAUUCGAAUUGAAAAAAAAAGAA